UCCACAGUAACGCAACGACUCUUACACCUCCAUGGAUUUCACAAACCCAGACGUUGACUCUCUUUUAACCACCUUUAUAUUUUCACACCAAACAAAACCUCUCUUCUUCUCCACUUACAUACGAUGAUCAUCAUAUGGCGAUCUUCGACACAAACUCCACCCUUUGGAUCCCACGCAAUCUUGUCUUUGUCUUGCUUUUGCUUCACUCCUUGCCGUACGGAUCCGCUCAGACCACACCACCAGGACCUCACACGAAAGCCAACGAUCCUGUUGUUAUAGUGAUCACGGUUUUGUUCAUCGUGAUCUUUGUCAUGGUCUUUGGCUCCAUCUUCUGUCGGAGAAGCAACGCGCCGUUUUACUCACGUCCUUCAGUUUUCCAAUCCACCGACGCAGACGCCGAGGCCCGCGUGGUCAGGAUCAUGAGGUCGGCGGCGCGUGGACUCGAAGCGGAGGCUAUUGAAUCAUUCCCGACGUUUGUUUACUCGGAGGUGAAGGCGGUGCGGAUCGGGAAAGGUGGUGUGGAGUGUGCGGUUUGUCUAUGCGAAUUCGAAGACGACGAAACGCUGCGUUUGAUGCCUCCUUGUUGCCACGUGUUUCACGCCGAUUGCGUUGACGUCUGGCUCUCCGAUCAUUCCACGUGUCCUCUCUGUAGAGCGGAUCUUGUCCCCAACCAAAAGGGUGGUGACGACGAGAGCAGUGAGACAGAGAGCUACUUGGUUCCGGAUCCGGGUACGGUUUCGUCUGGUACGGAUCCUGACAGGGCAAGGGUUUUGGAAUCUUCGGACGCGCAUUUGCUGGAUGGUGUGACGUGGACCAAUAGUAACACCACGCCUCGGUCAAAGUCAACGGGAUUGUCCAGCUGGCGUAUAACUGACAUUUUCUUCCCGAGAUCUCACUCGACCGGACAUUCGUUGGUUCAACCAGUAGGGAAUCUAGACCGGUUUACGUUGAGGUUACCGGAUGAUGUAAGACGGCAACUGAUGAUGACAUCAAGGACGACGACGGGACACGUGGCGUUAUUGCCUCAGGCAAGGAGUUCACGGAGCGGUUACAGAAGCGGUAGCGUCGGGAGUGGGAGAAGCGUCUUGUCGUACGGACGGAAGAAUAGCCGACGGCUGCAUUCGCUGUCUUUCUCGUUCUCUUUUAGGAGCGGUUCGGUUCGGUCAGCUUUCGCCGGAGAUACGCCUAAGAAUCGCCCGACAUCUAUUGGAUCUGGUGAACGGUCUUUCGAGCGCCUCCGACCAGAUGAACGAGUGUAAAUAAUUGUUUUGGGAUGUAAUGUUCUUAUUUGGAAGCGUUUUUUACUUUUGAGCAUGACCAACAAAAAUUACAAUUAUUAUCUGUCAAACAACUAAAAACUGUGUAAAGGUUUCAGCAAAAGAAAAAAAAAAGAAAUGUACGUGUGAGAUUGUGAAAUCUUUGAAAUGUUCUAGAA
This is a messenger RNA of Capsella rubella, 1435 nucleotides long. Its product is annotated as E3 ubiquitin-protein ligase ATL9. Bases 135 to 1259 code for a protein of 374 amino acids. Lineage: Eukaryota; Viridiplantae; Streptophyta; Magnoliopsida; Brassicales; Brassicaceae. The record is from RefSeq and is a predicted model, not a curated record. The transcript has a single exon.